UCCUAACGCCACAAAGUCCCAGAAUCCUCUGCGCAUGCUCUGAUAGAAGGUGACAGGGGACAGGAGCAAGAUGGCCUCGGCCUAUCUGACCCACCAGCAAAAAGUGUUGCGUCUCUACAAGAAGUCGCUGAGACACCUGGAGUCAUGGUGCAUAUUUAGGGACAAAUACCGCUUCUACGCCUGCCUGCUGCGAGCUCGCUUCGAUGACAACAAGCACGAGAAGGACAUGGUGAAGGCCACCAUGAUGCUGAAAGCAGGAGAGGAGGAGUUCUGGACCAACCAACACUCGCAGCCCUACAUCUUCCCCGACUCUCCUGGGGGGACGUCCUACGAGAGAUACGAUACCUACAAGGUCUCGGAGUGGGUCCUGGACCACUGGCACCCCUCGGAGAAGGCCAUGUACCCCGACUACUUCGCCAAGAGGGAGCAGUGGAAGAAGCUGAGGAUGCAGAGCUGGGAUAAAGAGGUGGCGCAGCUGGAGGCCGAGACCCCGGCAGGAGGCCCCAAGACCGAAGCCCUGCCUCCCGCCCGCAAGGAGGGCGACCUCCCCCCUCUGUGGUGGGACUACGUCACCCGCCCCCGGGAGCGCCCCACAUAAACCCCCCCCCCCCCACUGAGAGGGAGGGGGACCGGCUGACACCUCUGAACCGGGUCAGGGUCGGACGGAGGAGGCGGAUGAAUCUGACAAGACCUGUACAUGUUCCACUUAAUACCUGUAGCUGUUCUAACUAAUAAAUAAAUGAAUAAAUGUGUGAUCAGAA
Molecule: messenger RNA, 761 nt
Organism: Mugil cephalus (flathead mullet)
Lineage: Eukaryota; Metazoa; Chordata; Actinopteri; Mugiliformes; Mugilidae
Gene: ndufb9
Product: NADH:ubiquinone oxidoreductase subunit B9
Exons: 4
Coding region: 71-598 (175 amino acids)
Biological process (GO): mitochondrial electron transport, NADH to ubiquinone
Source: RefSeq, a predicted model, not a curated record